Rosa chinensis is the source of this 823-nucleotide messenger RNA. Its product is annotated as 40S ribosomal protein S14. Bases 146 to 601 code for a protein of 151 amino acids. Gene Ontology annotation, biological process: maturation of SSU-rRNA from tricistronic rRNA transcript (SSU-rRNA, 5.8S rRNA, LSU-rRNA); ribosomal small subunit assembly; translation. The record is from RefSeq and is a predicted model, not a curated record. Lineage: Eukaryota; Viridiplantae; Streptophyta; Magnoliopsida; Rosales; Rosaceae. Gene Ontology annotation, cellular component: cytosolic small ribosomal subunit; ribosome. The transcript has 6 exons. Gene Ontology annotation, molecular function: mRNA 5'-UTR binding; structural constituent of ribosome; small ribosomal subunit rRNA binding.
GAAACCCUAAUGCGAUUGAUGUCUCAUAUAAAACCCAAGCAGACUUGCCCGCUUCAGUCCUCCGCUUAGGGUUUUACAGAGAUAGCAAAAGCGCCAAGAGCCUCCUCCAACCCCUAGCAAAAUCCAAUCGCACCGUUCCGCAACCAUGUCGAAGCAUAAGAAGACUAGGGAGCCAAAGGAAGAGAAUGUUACUCUUGGUCCUGCUGUUAGAGAUGGAGAACAUGUUUUUGGUGUUGCCCACAUUUUCGCCUCAUUUAAUGACACAUUCAUUCAUGUGACUGAUCUCUCUGGAAGGGAAACUUUGGUCCGUAUCACUGGUGGUAUGAAGGUGAAAGCCGACAGGGAUGAGUCUUCCCCAUAUGCAGCUAUGCUUGCAGCACAGGAUGUUUCUACAAGAUGCAAGGAAUUGGGUAUUACUGCUCUUCAUAUUAAGCUGCGGGCAACUGGUGGCAACAAAACUAAGACACCUGGCCCUGGUGCCCAGUCUGCACUCCGUGCUCUUGCUCGUUCUGGAAUGAGAAUUGGUCGUAUAGAGGAUGUGACUCCAAUUCCUACCGAUAGCACCCGUAGAAAGGGUGGCAGAAGAGGAAGGAGGCUCUGAGCUUGCAGUUGUCUGGGCACAACUGUUUUGAGUCACGCAGUUGGAUUAUGAGACAUUUAACUAGCCUCUGCAACUUUCUUGCUUUUGAACUAAUAUGUAGCUUCCGACUAUGUUUGGCAAAAGAUCUAUAUUCAGUUUCUUCAUGAAGAGAUGUGGGACUCCCAUCGAAGUUUUGCUUUGUUAUUGAUAUUAAGUUAAUGUGGUUCUGGGUUUUGCACCUAA